Messenger RNA from Rhineura floridana, 8454 nucleotides. RefSeq names its product syntaxin 16 (gene STX16). Gene Ontology annotation, biological process: vesicle fusion; vesicle-mediated transport; intracellular protein transport. The coding region runs from base 634 to 1602 and encodes 322 amino acids. Gene Ontology annotation, molecular function: SNAP receptor activity; SNARE binding. The record is from RefSeq and is a predicted model, not a curated record. The transcript has 8 exons. Gene Ontology annotation, cellular component: SNARE complex; membrane; endomembrane system. Lineage: Eukaryota; Metazoa; Chordata; Lepidosauria; Squamata; Rhineuridae.
GCUGGAGGGGGUCGGGGCUAGGUCCCUUCCCUGUUCCUGGCGAGCGGCGGGGGAGGAAGAGCCGGGCGGGGCUCGUGCUGUAUCCGCCCCAGGAGAGUUUUGGCUGAGCGCUGGGGCUUGAAUUCAGGAGAGGGCUCCAAGGUGGCUGAGAGGGGAAGGCUCGGCGCAAGGGAUUUCUGGAGGUUUCUCUUUUCUUUUUUGGAGGGGCGGAGACUUGGGAAUUGUAGAAGGCUAAAAGGUGACCUGCUGGAAGAUAGGGGUGCAGAAGAGUGGGCUCUCUUGGUGCUCCGUGGGGGGCAAUUUUUCCAUGAGGUGGAGGAAGAGGCUUCUCCUUGGAAAUUGCAGGUGGCCUAAGGACAUCAGGUGGACGGGCUGGGGGAGCUUGUGGGGGUAGUCUCGGGAGAAGCAUCUGUGGGAGGCUCUUCUCAGGGCUCUGUAGCAAAGUGCAGGUUUUUUUAAAAAAGAAAAAAGGGGGCUUAGUCCUGAAGGGAAACUAGCAGAGGUGCUCUUUAGAGAAGAUAGGGUCCCUGUGAAAGCUAAAGGAACUUUUUUUGGGGUUGGCUUUUGAAAGGUCAGUGGAAAUUCCCAGGGGAAGGGGGGGUUCCUAAAAGGCCCUGUAGGAAAUUUAGAGCCAUGGCCACCCGGCGUUUAACAGACACAUUCUUGUUGUUGCGGAACAACGCGAUCCAAAGCCGGCAGCUGCUGGCCGAGCAAGUGAGUAGUUACAGCUCCUCCAGCCCUCUGACUUCACGUAGCAUGGCUGCUGCGCUUGCAGAUGAUCGCAUGGCACUGGUAUCGGGGAUCAGUUUAGAUCCUGAAGCAGCUAUUUGUGUAACUAAGAGGCUACCUCCAAAGUGGAUUGAUGGAGUGGAAGAAAUUCGGUAUCAGAUCUCCAGAAUAAAACAGAAGAUGAAAGAAUUAGCUAGUCUUCAUGACAAGCAUUUAAACAGACCAACUCUGGAUGACAGCAGUGAAGAAGAGCAUGCAAUAGAAAUAACUACCCAAGAAAUUACACAGCUAUUCCACAGGUGUCAAAGAGCAGUCCAGGCGCUACACAGCAAGUCUCGAAGCUGUACGGACCAAGAGCGGCAACUUUUGAAGAACGUUGUAUCUUCUUUAGCCCAGUCCCUCCAAGACCUGUCUACCAGCUUUAGGCGAGGGCAGUCUGACUAUCUCAAACGUAUGAAGAAUCGAGAAGAAAGAUCCAAACAUUUCUUUGACACUUCAGUUCCCCUUAUGGAUGAUGGUGAGGACACUACACUGUACGAUCGGGGCUUUACAGAUGACCAGCUAGUAUUAGUGGAACAAAACACAGUGUUGGUGGAAGAGCGAGAGCGAGAAAUCCGACAAAUUGUACAGUCCAUUUCUGAUCUCAACGAAAUUUUUAGGGACUUAGGAGCAAUGUUAGUAGAACAGGGUACAGUUCUGGAUAGGAUCGACUAUAAUGUUGAACAAUCAUGCAUUAAAACUGAAGAGGGAUUGGAACAGCUACAUAAGGCUGAGCAAUACCAAAAGAAGAAUCGGAAGAUGCUUGUCAUUGUAAUUUUGUUUGUAAUAGUGAUUGUCCUUAUUAUUAUUCUCAUUGCUGUCAAAUCUCGCUAGGUAACACUCCUGUGAUGUUUUCCUUUCUGUGUGUAUGUAGGUUUUGGGAGGUGGGGUUGGAUUUGUGUGUGUGUUGUGAGGUUUUUUUCCCAUUUCCUUUUUUUGUGACUGGUAUGAAUGGUUGAGCCUGCACUCUUGAAAGCAGCCUUUUGAAUGAAUGUACAAGCCCUCGUGGCGCCACGUUUGUGCAAUGUUUAUAGAGAAACCCCUUUGUUUUACAUGCUCAGUGAAUAUGCGGGUAGCAGUUUGCAAAGAUGUGGGCAAAAGUAAUUUGGAAUCUUGAGAAAUGCUACCAAAUUAGACAUCUGGUCAUUUAACCAGGCAACUGGAAACUUAAAAUGCAUUUUUUAAAACAGUUAGGGACUGAAGUGUUUCAGAACAUACAAUAAUUUUGUUGUAUUGAGAACCCAAUAGUGUUAUCUGCAUCCUUUAUGCUACGGUUAAUCUUAGAUUUUGUGAGCUGCUUCGGUUUCUAUUUGGACGUGAUACCAAAAACAAUGAGUUGAAGGGAAAACUGCCUUAAAGAUAAAAACUAUUUGAUUUUCACUAGUUUUCCUCCAGAUUUAAUAUCUGUGUAGACUUAAUAGAAGCGAAACACUUUCUAAAACAGCAGAUAAUUCAUAUCCCGUGACUUCAUACCAUUAUUAUUAUUCCUCCCCCGAAUGGCAUUUAGCAAUGUAAAUAUGACACCCCAACCAUGGUGAGUUGUAUCAAAAUUUUAAAAUGACUUUCUAACUUUCAUGUAAACCAGAAUGUGUUUCUGCUUCCUCCACUCAAUCACGCCCAUGUCUAGCCCCAGAACUGAUUCUGCACUGUUUUUCUACUACAUAUAUUUUGGAACAUUUGAAUGUUGAGCCCACAUUUGCAAAGGAAUUCUUUGUUCUUCCUCCUCCGCCCCCAGAUCUUGAUCCAUUAUCAUACAAGAAUCAAUUGUGGCGUAUUUAAUCCUCUGCUUUCAGAUACUGAACUGGAAAAGGCAUGGUAGCUUAAAUCAGAUGAAAUAAGCCAACUAUUAUGUGCAUCAGAAUCAUGAAUCUAAAUAGCAGAACUUUUGUCCUCUGGCUGCAGAGGAAAGCUCCAGAGAAACUUAGGGCACUGCUCAGCUGUGACUUGUAAGUGCUGUACCACUGGUUACCAUACAUCAGGAUUCCUUGGCUCCUCUAAUGCCGAGGGAUCAUUUUUAGCAGUAAAAUAGUAGCAGUUUAACUGGAUCCUAAAAGUGCUGUGCAAUUUUAGGGGCCUUGGUUCAGUUUUUUUAAAAUAACAGCAUUUGUUUUUUUAAUAUAAUAGCAUUUGUUUUUUUAAUAAUUUAUUCAAAGCUCGUGGUGUUGCAUCUUUCUGUUGUGACUUUGUCAACACUGCCUCCCAGUGUUUUGCAGUCACAUUGUGCCCUCAGAGUUGGUAAAGUAAUUAUUAUAAUGCCAUCAAUUCAACCUAGCUCUCCUCUAGUUCUUUGCAACAUUCAGAUUUUAUUUUUAUUUUUUUUGUAGAAUGAUGAAGACAAUACAGAGACUCUUUCCUUGAUCCGUUCCAGGAUUAAGCUUACCAGUUAGACACAGAGUCCCACUAGGAAUGUCUCCUACAGAAACUUCUCUGAAAUGGAGAGAAGUGCUCAAGCUGCCUUGUACUGUGUCCAUCAUAUCAGUGGGACUUGUGCAGGAGAUCUUCCUGAUGGAUUGUGUUGAAGUUAGCACUUUCAGAUCUCUCAUUUUUACAGAUCCUCAUAGAUGGCUAUAUAGUGAGCCUAGCUGAUACAGCUACAUCUUCAUGAUGGGGCAGUGCAACCAAAGAACAUGGCACUGCUGAAUGGUGGACACUCUUGUCCUGUACUUGCUGCCUUUCAUUCAAUAUAUGGCAUGUCCCCAAAAAACACUGGGAACUAGAAUUGCAUUGAUGGUACGCCUGGUAGGAAUGUGUUCUUGCUUUCAUAUUUAGGUGUUGCCACAGGUGUACUAGACCUACUGAAUCUGUUCUGCCAGAAAGAGCUAAGGCUCAAGUGCUGCAUUGUUUUUGCUAGCAAUGUGUGUCUGAUGUACUGGUAGCAUUGCUAAACAGCCAUAAUUGCAAUAUUUGUGGGCUGCUUAGCUCAAACCUCCAUAGCCUGCUGCCCUCCAGAUGUUUGAGACUUGAACUCUCAUCAUCUUCAGCAGGCGUGGCUGAUGAUCAGGAAUGAUGGGAGUUGUAGAGUUGAACAGAAUGAUGGGCAAAAGCACAGGAGGUUAAAAGUGAAGUGGAUUCUGUGCCUCUCAUUCACAAAAUAAGCCUGUAGACAGAUAUUUUCUGGUGCAAAAGGGUACAGUGCAAAUUUAGUCUUGCCUCUUACACCUUUUCUGUCACCUUAUUUGUUUUGUGAUAUAUCCGAGCUCCUUCCCAAACCCUCCAGCUUGCCAUCUGCUCUCUCUAAGAGGACUGUUUUCCACUUUUGACCUCCUCUUACAGCAGGGAUGGCCCUCCAGAAGUGUUUGGACUUAUAAGCCCCAGCCAAUAUGGCCAAUGAUUAGGAAUAAUGUGUGUUGUAGCCCAAACACACUGGAGGGCACCAGGUUGGAAAUGCCUGGCUUAAACUGAAGGUGAAUUGAAGGGGAAGUUUGAUUAAAUAGCAGUUUUACUUCAUCCAUUUUUGCUUCGCUGGGCUGUGCCACUUCCAACAAUGAGAGAUAGGGGUAGCUCACAGGACUGAGUGCUUUCCCUUAUAAAACCAAAAUUCCAUACAAAUAGAAAGCUAGAUAAUAGGGAGGGAGAAGGAAAGGCUAAAACCUUUGAUGUCUAGUUUUUUCUGGGGGGGAUUUUUGUUUGGGGCAGAAGAGCAUCCAUCCAUAGGAGCCCCAGAUGAAUUGGUAUGGCCCAGGUUCUGCAGCCUUCAGAUUAGAGCUAAAUCAUGACCAAUCCAACACUUUGCAAGAGAAAGAAAAUACCUUUUUUUUCCAUCCUUGUUUAUUUUUCUUGUGCUAAAAUUUUGCAUGAUUAUGUUAAAAUUGUUUAUAAACAAUUGCUAAGUUCAAGGGAAAGGAGUAAUAAAGUACAUGCACUAGUGUCUUCUUGUGUGAAAACUCCACAUAAUGUGAACUGUUAGGCCGUCACUGAUAAGACUAUUAUUUUUAUAGCACAAUCCAUGUACGUUAGGGGUGCAGGACCUUUUUCAGCCCUGGCAACCUUCUGAGGGCCAUAUACCAGUGGUGGCUGGAGUCAAGGGGCAAAAGUGGGCAGAGCAACACAGGUAAAUUUUACUUUUGCGCAGUAGGCUGUUUUCUCCUCCAUCUAGGCAAGCAAGAGGCAUUAUCAGAGUUCAGGUGCCUAUCCUAGCCCAGCAAAAACACUUGGGGUUCAAAGCACGGUCAGUGAGUGGUAUGGCCUGGGGAGAUUUCUGAGGGCCACAUAAAGAGGCCUAGAAGGCUGCAUUUGGCCCCCAAGCCUGAAAUGCCCAACCACUGAUGUACCUGGCGAUUAACAGCAUCAACAAACUGCUUUCUGCUUCAAGAAUCGUACAGUCUAAACUUUGACAGUGGGGACACGUGAGGACUAAUACAAUGAGCCAAUACAGCUGCAUGUGGUCAUACUCGCUGUGGCGGAUGAUGGCUUGAGGUGUGGCGGAUGUACUUAACAAGAGCUUGCUAUUUCCAAGCUCUGAAAGGCAGCCAGAAAUUGCUGAAAUGUUCCUUAGACCCAAACACUGAUAUUUCUGAUGGGACAGAAAGAAGAAUGACAGAGACUAACAGUUUACUGGUGCACUCUCUAACAGCAUUGUUACAGAGUCACAUAUGAAACACUGCUGCAACAAUGGCUGUUAUGUGUAGUCAUACUAAGGUUUUUUUUUAAUCCAUCUGUUUGGUUUAACAGUUAAGAGCCUUCUACUUAUAAAUGCAGAUUUUAAAAAUGGGCAGCAAUCUUAUUUUUUGGAUAAAAGUCUAAAUCUAUUUAACUAUCAUUCUUGCAGAGCCCUUUGAAGAACGAUGCAAACCAAUGGGUUGUAGCCAGUGUUGCUCCUACUCAGAGCAGACAUAUUGAAAUUUAUGUGCAUGAAUUAGGUUUGUUCAUUUCAAAAGGUCUUCUCUGAAUAAAACUUAGGGUAGAGACACUUAAUGUUCUGCUGGUUCCAGUCGUUUCUACCUCUCUCUCCUGAAAAUGGUGGCUCACAGCACUAGUCAAACCCCACCCCUUUUUACUGUAAAACCUGGUGUGAUCAGUUUGAGUGUGUGUUUUUAAAUUUGCUUUAAAGAGAUUUCACAACUGAUCAGCAGAUCAACCCAUUCCCCCUCCAGGUGUGACCAAUGGAAAUGCUUUGCUGUAGGCGAGUAGUGUGGUAACAGCCUUAGUUGGGUACAACCCAAUGCUUUAGUAUACCUAGGACUGUGCAAAUGCUUUCUGAGUUUUAUCAUUUCAUGGUUAUAAUUUGAAAUCUAGCUUCUGGACACUUUUGCUUUUUUAAAAAACUAUCUGCAUACUGUUCCUGGCCAAAAAUGUGAAAAAGUUUGAAACGUGCCAUCUCUGGUGCAGAAUAAAUCACACGAAGCAAAUGUAUGCAAAUCUGGCUUAGCUUCAGUUUCGCAGACUGACAGACUUUAUUUUUAAAAAUUACAGGCUAUAGAGGCCUGGAAAUGGAAGGGGUGAAGAAGCAAUCUUAUGGGGAAAGAGUUAGGCAGAUAGUAAUAUUUAAAACUGUUCUUCAAGAUGGUUAUGGAUAGAGCAAGACAGGAGGGAGAGGGCAUCCUAGUGCUAAGGAAAAUUAAUGCAAACAUUCAUCUGGAUGCAAAAUUCAAAUGUGUGUGGACCUUACUUGUUUUCACACUAGAAUAAAAUCUGUCUUCAGACAAUUUGGUAACAGAGCUUUUCAAGGCUGUUGGGAAAUGCUUCUGAGGUUUCAUUUGUAUACUGUACCCAACCCAUUUGUAAAUGUUUAGCGCAGUAUGUUUUCUGAAGGGUAACAAUUGCUCUGAGAACUAUUAACUUGAUUAGAACAAUUUCUGAGGAGGACUCAAAUGUAUGAUAUAUACAUUCCAAAGGGGUUUGCAAGCCUGAGAUCCCUUCUGUUCAUCUAUCAUAGUUUCUGUGUCAGAUGACUGUCGUCUGGGAGGAUUAAAGUUUUUUGUUUAAAAUAUAUUUAAAUUCAUCAACUUCAUUUAAGAGGUUUCCUACUGUUUUAAACAUUUUUUCAUGCCAGCCAAAUUCUAGGUGUGGUACUGAAUAUGGAUGUGACAUUGGCCAAGCAUGUGAACUGAGUGCUUUCAUUGGGUGGGUGAAAAAGACCAGUUAGAUGACAGUGAUGUCAAAGAUUCACAAAUGAAUUGGCAGAGAUUUGAUAGUGAUUGUCAUACCUGCUGGGCCUUUGUAUAGUUAGGGGAACAUCAUUAACUUUUGUGGGAUGCUUUUUCUAAACUUCAACAAUGUUGAAUGUAUUUCCUUUGUGGCUGUACUUCUAUAGCAAUAGUGUACUUUGUGGAAGACUACUCAGUUUUAACUUUUAAAUAGAUUGGGUAACUAUUACUUAUUCCCUUAUCACAAAUGGAAAGCCAAGGCUGUGAAGGGUUUGCCCUACUAGCUGGGGUGGGAGGUGGGGAGCAUUGAGUGGCAUGUACAUGUAUCCUUCACUGAACCAUUAAAAAAUGUAAAUGUUUUUAAAAGCAGUUACAAAACUGUUCUGGAGUUUGGGAGAAACACUAUGUCAGUGAUGUCAUGGACACUGGUCAGUAGAUACCCACCACAGCUGUUAUUUUCUGGCAUAACAAGUUUGUUUUCAUAAGUUGUUGCAGGGAGAAAAAUGUGGUUUUAGGCCAAUGAAAGUGAGUUCAAGCCACCUCUGCCAUGCUUAAAGUGUUACAUCUGUUUCCAGCUUAAGUUAAAAAGAGGCAGGCAGAACAGCUGACAUAACUUUUCAGGAAGAUCAAAUGUGACCCCCCUCCCCAUUUACAGAAGUUUCUCAGGGCAAGGUUUGAAAACCUCUGUUUUAGUCUCAACUAGGUGACAUUUAAGGUGUUCUCCUCAAUCUUUUUUUUAAAAAACUAUACAUCUUAAAAAUGUUUAGUUUUGUGUCCUACUCACAAAGAUGUGCCUCUGUGAGGAACAGAACUGCCAUAUACUUUAUUUAACAAUGAAAUAAUAGAACAUUAGUCACAUAACACUAUAGAAGACAAGUAUAUGUGAAGUGUCUAUGACUCUUAGUUUCCUAUUAACCAUGGACAGAAUAAAAACUUGGCAUGAGGGAGGCUUCAUAUAGGUAGCCCAUUUCAUUUUAAAGGUUCCUUAAUUUUGUUUUCCUAAUAUUAAGGAAAAGCUCCAUGACUUGGGGCAUAUUUGGGGCAUUUCUUCUCUGUUUCAGGCAUAUUUUCUUUAGCGGUUCAGUUGUGACCUCUCUCCUUUUCAUCCGAAUCCCAGGGUUCUGAUGGACACUUGAGGUUCCUGAUAGACAUAAACUUUCCUUCAAUGUUAGGGAAGUUAUAUACAAACCUUGUGCGUGGAACAUUCCUCAACACAAGGUCCAGUACUUUAUAAAACACUUUCCCUGAUAGUUUAUGGUGAUGAGGCAAAUCUUGCCACUACAAUUAUAUAAAAUGCUGUAUAUAAGAAUACUGUCAGGUUUUGCAUUUCAACUUUUGCAUGUAAAAUGAAUGUCCAAUUCUGUGGCUCGCCCUACACAAAAUGAGGAGGCAAUCUUAAGAAGACUUGCUCUUUGCUGCUCCACUAUAUAUGGACUCUAACAAAAGCCAUUGUUGGUUGUUGUCCGGGCUAUAUAAUUGUCACCUGAAUCUAUGACACGUGUAACAAAAGGGAUCUCAUGUUUUACCCAACUGUGUACAGUAUAUUUUCUUCCACUGCUGUGAACAAUUUGUAAUGUAUGAAUAAACCAUUACAUCUCCA